GUUAAGGUUGGUGGAUUUGGGCUUGCCAUUCUUCCCAGUUCCCCAAAGUGUGCUGCCAUCCAUCUCUGCAUUUGGCUUGGUGGUUACAAAGGGACUCCAGUUACUGAUGCCCAUGUGACUUCUGAUACAUGUGGUGUCAAGAAGAUUCCUGCCAUGUGCGAUUUUCCAUCUGCCUUCUGAGAUAUCCCCAACACUCUUGUUGGGAAAGGUAACCGCCAGUUGAAGUACAUCAGUUUGGCUGUCUUGGUGGUACAGAAUGCCACUCUCAUUCUCAGCAUCCGCUAUGUACGCACCCUGCCUGGAGACCGAUUCUUUGCCACUUCGGCGGUGGUCAUGGCUGAAAUCCUUAAGGGAGUCACUUGCUUACUGCUCAUCUUCAUCCAGAAACAAGGUAACCUGAAACAGUUUGUCAGCUCUCUGUAUGACUCCAUUGUGGUGCAGUACAUGGACACACUCAAGCUAGCAGUGCCUUCUCUCAUUUACACCCUCCAAAACAACCUCCAAUAUGUGGCCAUUUCCAACCUGCCUGCAGCCACCUUCCAGGUCACCUAUCAACUGAAGAUCCUCACCACCGCUGUCUUCUCUGUGCUGAUGCUCCGCAAGAGCCUCUCCCGUCUCCAGUGGCUGUCCCUUGUGCUCCUUUUUGCCGGUGUAGCCAUUGUCCAAGUGGAACAACAGCAGACGGGGGGCAGAGUGACCCCCGGAGGCCAGGAGGUGCAACAGAGCUACCUUGUGGGGCUCGUGGCUGUGGUGGUGUCGUGCCUCUCAUCUGGUUUUGCCGGGGUCUAUUUUGAAAAGAUCCUCAAGGGAAGUGCAGCGUCAGUCUGGCUUCGUAACGUCCAGCUGGGCAUCUUUGGGACCUUGCUGGGGCUGUUGGGCAUGUGGUCCACGGAUGGGGCAGCCGUGGCUCAGCGUGGAUUCUUCUUUGGCUACACCCCACUGGUGUGGGGAGUGAUCCUGAACCAGGCCUUCGGUGGCCUCCUUGUGGCUGUAGUGGUGAAAUAUGCAGACAACAUCCUCAAGGGCUUUGCCACCUCCUUCUCCAUCGUGGUGUCCACCGUGGCUUCCAUCUACCUCUUUGACUUCCAUCUCAACCUGCUCUUUGCUCUAGGAGCAGGCUUGGUCAUAGGAGCUGUCUACCUAUACAGCUUGCCCAAAGGACCUUUGGCUAGCCGGUCCUUAAUGGGGACGGCUAUACAGCAUCAGGGUCAUGCAGCAGAGAGCAAAGAACUCCCUUCGGUGACAACAGAUGGCUACCUGUCCAAGUCAGUGCUGGUCAAUUGAGAAGAACAGACCACAUCUUCUGAACCUGUGGCUGGUUUUUUUUGUGAAGCUUUCUUAACACUUGUUCCCCCCAUCCUGUCCUGCCGUUCCACCCUCUACUUCUCUCCUGCCCUGUGGCCACCUCGGCUCCUUUCCUCCUUGUCAUCCCCUUGCCUUUUCUUUGUCCUUGAGUUUGUGCUGAUCAGGUCCCAUUACCCUUUAAGCUCACCGGACAGCUCCUUUCUUCUCAUUAAUUGGUUUCCUCUCCUCAUUAACUGGACCUGUAGUAUACAACUAAUCUGUACUCCCCUUCCACCUUCUUCUGCCGUGGCCAACUCAAGUUGCCCUGUUCCUUUCAGAUCCUUCAACUUUUAUAUCUGUUCCCCCACUGUCCUUAUUCAGGGACACUCCCUGCCCCAACAAGAAGCAGAGGAAGAGUAUGGCUGCUUUGGGAUCAGCCAUGUCCUUUGCCCCCCCCCCAAACAACCCCAAAACAUCUGUCUAGUUUGGGCAGUGCAGAGAAAAUUUACAAAGAGGUGUAUUUUUAUAUGAACACUUUGAAUGAAGGAUUGAACUGUAGUCGCAGUGCGUAAGGGGGUGGGCUGUACUCUGUGGGGAAUUACUUGCUCUUUGUUGAAGAUAUCUACUGUGAAACUAAACGAAGUCGGUUUCAAGUGGGAGAGAUAGAACUAGAUCCCUGUGUGUGUAUCUGAAAUUGGGGGAAGUCAGGAUUGUCUGCUGGGUAUGGAAACCAGGAAUGAGUGAGUGGGCUGCUAGGAGGUCCUGGUUCAAUUCUGACUGAAAAUCUGAGUGUCUGUGCAACCUACUAGAUUACAGGAGAAUGGGGGCUGGAUGUGCAUCAUCAUUUCUUGCCACCAGCCUGAAUUUGGUAUCCUUAGCACUUGAGGAUCCUUGGGGCAGGGAGGCAUAAAGCACUAGAUAUUAAUAAAGGUUUUGCAACGAGGGAAGACUUGGCCAGAUGAAAGCACAAGCUAACUCUCUCCUUUAACAUAUGAGGCAGUUGGACUGAAACUGUAGCAAUGGCGACGAAAACAUGCUAUUUGGACAGGGCUGCUGCCUGUGGACAAAGUGUGUAUGAAGUUAGACUUGUAUCAGGUGGAGAACAAAGGGAGGAAAGAAACCCUUCAAUGCCUUCCUAUGUAAAGGGGGGGGGGUCCUUGGAAACCAAGAUUUGUAUCCUGGCCCCUCUGGAACAGAGUGGCAUCCACUGAGAGUAUCUAUGCAUCAGGAUGCUUCCUGCUACUGACAGCUGAUACCAAUCUGCUGCUUUCAUAGAUCACAGAGUGGAUCCAGUGUGCGUGUUUCAAUGUGUGUCUAAACUGCCACCAUGAUUCCUGGCCAGCUUGCAGGUGCACCAUGUAUCUAUGGCCCAUUAAGGUGAAGGCAGCCGUACAUGUCUCAUCUGCCACGUGCUUCUGGCGUCGUAUGUCCGAGUGGGCAUCUAGUCCAGCAGUGCCUUGUGAGGUGCUCGCCACGGCGGUUGGGCUGCAGUCAGCUUGAUGGUUCACAUCUUGUGCAGAUUUGAACUGAAACAUGAUGGAAGGGGAGUCAGGCAGUGUCCAUCGUGGUGCCUCAGUUUCUAUCCUCUGUUAACAGUCGCGUGAGGGUUGCUAGGAUUUAGACUGCCUUUUUCCUAAACGCUUGUGAUUCUGUGUUGCCUGGCUGGUUGCGAUAUUGGGGUACUGGGCAGUACUAACCCUAGAUGUGGGGUUUAGGUGUUAGGUGUGGAGGUUGGUGGUUUUCCCCCCCUGUUCUGGCUGGGCUGGGAUGAGAAGAUUAUGAAAAAUAACACUGUGUUAACUGGGUUUUGUUUUUUGUUUUUAGAUUUGCUGAUCAUUUUCUACAAAUUCUGCUUUUUUAAAAGGAGAAAAACAAAGAGCCUGUACUGUUUGCCAAUGUACAUAAACCACAGAUGAAUAAAGAGAGUGUAUUUAUUUA
This is a messenger RNA of Pogona vitticeps (central bearded dragon), 3222 nucleotides long. The record is from RefSeq and is a predicted model, not a curated record. Lineage: Eukaryota; Metazoa; Chordata; Lepidosauria; Squamata; Agamidae.